This is a messenger RNA of Aspergillus versicolor CBS 583.65, 764 nucleotides long. RefSeq lists its product as uncharacterized. The transcript has a single exon. The record is from RefSeq and is a predicted model, not a curated record. Bases 169 to 573 code for a protein of 134 amino acids. Lineage: Eukaryota; Fungi; Ascomycota; Eurotiomycetes; Eurotiales; Aspergillaceae.
GCUAUGGGGACUACCGCAGGGGCAUCGUACAGCGUACAGUGUACAGGGCGAGUCGAUCCGUGGAUGAGCAGAGAGCGAGUGAAGGGCGGGAGGCUGAGGCUUUAAGAGUCGCCGCUGAAAAAACACACGAAAAUUCCCAGAAAACCAUCGGGCGCAGGCCAGAAGAUUAUGGCAUUUAAUUUGAAUUCACAUCCACCCAUUAACUGCUUCUUAUCUAAUCCCGCCAAUCGCUUCCCCUUUGGGCAUAGCCUCUGCUACGGUGCCAUGGGUGGGUGGUUUUAUUCAGUUAUCAUUGGCUGGCGACCACGCGACCCAGAUUUUACGGGCUGCAGUGACGUCGCUGCUUGUGGGUGGGGCGUAUGUCACGUGCCCUGUCGCGCCGCAAGAUUCCAAGAUUCUUCCAAGAUCUUCGCUUCAAGUUUCUCUGGCAGUUCUGCCUGCUGUGAAACGUUCGGAGGAACCUCGGCCCCCAUCUCUCCCCAUUGGCUGCUGCGCAAUCGUCGUGUUCCAAAGUUCCAUCGGUCGGCCUACCGAUGUCCGGUGUUUUGCCCUGUUGUCCCGACCUUUUCGUAGGCUGGCCGGCCCACCUACCCCUGGCGGUCACCGUUGGGCGUUAGCGUUGCUGCAGUGCCUCUACAGCUGCAUUCUCCCUCGAAUGCUAUCGAAAUUCGAAUUCUGUCACUUGCAAAAUCAAAUCUCUCAGUCCACAUCAUGGCCCACCCACCGUCGGUUUCCUUCGGCGGGCCGUGCCUUGCUGUUGCCAG